CAAAAGUCAGCUGAUGGACGCUGUGACAUAUACACACGGUGGCUCUGACAAGAAACAGGUGUGUGAGUCCGUCUCAGCAGCGCAAUGGCGAAGGUCAGGGAGCAGAACGGAGGAGCAUCCAUAGAAGACCACGAUGUGGAUAGGAAGAUAAAGAACAAGCUACCAAUAGAUCGCGGCUGGGCAUGGGUCAUUGUUGGAGCUACAUUCUGCAUCAACCUGAUUCAAGUUGGCAUGUACCGGUCGUUUGGCAUCCUUUUCGUGGAGUUCCUGAAGGAAUUCAAAGCGUCAACAUCUGUGACGUCAUUAAUCAUGGGGAUCUACUCUGCGUCUUAUAGUCUAACAGCUUUGUUCGGACUCAGCAUUGUUCUGGACAGGCUCAGCAUCCGUGCAACAUGCUUGAUUGGUGGAAUGUUAAUGUCCCUCGGUGGCAUCCUCAGCUUCUUCGCCAUGAACAUUGAGUUCCUCAUCUUCGCUCAAAGUAUCCUCACAGGAAUGGGUUCCGCUUUGCUCUAUGGUCCCGGGCUAGUCAUCAUUGGCUUGUAUUUCGAGAAGAGGCGAGCCCUUGCUCAGGCAAUGAGCAGUUGUGGAGUUAGCCUUGGGGGAAUGAUCGUUCCACAACUCAUAAGAGUUCUAUUGAACGAGUACGGACUAAGAGGCACACUUCUGAUAAGUGGAGGUCUACUUAUGGAAAUUCUGAUCUUUGUCCUUCUAUACAGACCUGCGCCAUGUAGGGAGAGUCACGAACCCCAAGACAUUAACGGAAUCGCUGCACUGGAGAAGUUUAAGGAACAUAUUAAAAGUGAUUUUGAAAUUGUGUCUAUAGAGUCUAUAAAUGACAAUGUUUCCCUUCCUCCUACACCAGUCACUCUGUCACGUAUCGGCCACAUUGGAAAUGGUAUCAGAAAUGGCCACACUGAAACUGCCGCUGUGAACAGUCAUCCCAAUGCGAACACAUCUGUUGCGAAAAUGCUCAUGAAGAAACAGGAACCAUUCCGUAUCCGAACAGAAUCUGACCCAACAAUUCAAAUUCAUAAACGUUUCCAACGUUCUCUUCGUGUUCCAAAUGAACAUCUUCCUGCCAAUGGAUCCGCCGACUGUGUCCAAAUUUCGCAAAGUGAAACAAACAUUUCCGACGAGAGCAGUUCUCCUGGGGAUAAUGAGGACCCACGGUCUCCAAACCGUCUUCGCCAGACAGACAAAGGACAUGCCAACUAUUUUGGAAGUUUCAUUGACACACUGUCUCAGUCCAGUUAUCUAAAAUAUGCCAGCAAUGCCGACAUUAAUAUGAUCUCAACCCUCAGUCUCAAUAACAUCAUAACUUGUUCUGAAAAUGUGAAACAAUAUGAAGGAAAUGUGUCAUGUUUUACAAAGGUUAAAAAAAUCACUAGAUUUCUCUGUUUUGAGACGAGCUACCUUUUAUUUGAUUGCAUUUUUCAACUUUUUCGGUGUCUGUGCAGUUUCACUCUAUGCUGCCUACCUCCCAGCUGCCGUAGAGGAAGCUGGCUUUACAAAUGUGGAAUCUGCAUUGCUGAUUACAAUAUAUGCUGGAGUCGAUUGUUUUAGCAGAUUUUAUCAGGAAUUAUAGUUGAAUCUGGAAAAAUCAAGGCUCAGCAUUUACUUGCUAUAUUCAUGAUUGCUACAGGUGUGCUGUACCAGUUGACUAAAUAUUAUACCUCCUUCAACCUUCUGAUCAUGUAUGCUGUGCUCUUUGGAAUGUUCUCUGGUGGCUUCCCUUCAAUGAAUCCUGUGGUGAUGGUUGACCUUCUUGGCUUGGAGACCUUUCCUAAAGCUCUUGGAUUUGUACAGAUCUUCACUGGUGUGUCUCUUGCUGCAAUACAUCCUGUGCUGGGAGCUUUAAGAGACAUCACGGGAACAUACCAUGCAUCCUCUCAUCUACUUGGUGCUUGCGCCAUAAUAUCGUCUGUCUUCCUGCUCUUCGAGCCUCUUGCUAGAAGAUGGGACUCUUCCAGGAAAACCAACGCCAACGAGGAAGAGGUCAAAGCAUUGAACAGUUAAUCUGCUAUCAAGGUCACAUGAAUACAUGUAGCUGUGUAUGUGUACACUAAUGAUGUUGUUUGAUUGAUUGAUUGACUGAUUGAUAGUUGUUUAACGACGCGCUCAGCCAUAUAUCCCAGCUAUAUGGCAGCGGUUUGUAAAUAAUCAAGUCUGGACCAGACAAUCCAGUGAUCAAUAGCAUGAACAUCGGUCUACGCAAUUAGGAUACGAUGACAUGUGUCAACCAAGUCAGCGAGCCUGACCACCGGAUCCCGUUGGUCGCCUCUUGCGACAAGCAUGGGUUACUGGAGACCAAUUUUUACCCGGAUCUUCACGGGUCGAUUCUGUAUGAACGAAUGCAGGUGUGGUAUUGUAUGUUAUAAACAUGAAUAAGUUGUGUUUGUGAGUUCUGAUGUUGACAAUCAAAUGAAGGUGUUUUAUCGCCAUUCCUUGAGAACAUACAAGAGACUAUUCAUCUUCCAUUUUAUACAUAUACGACUUCCAAAGCCUUCACUGUCACGUAUCGUCCUCUCCGUAUGAUUAUUGUAACAUCGUGUAACAUUGACGUUAAGAUACACUAAUCAGACUUUCUUAUCCUCACCAAUGGCUCAGACAAACGAAUAUUGAUGCGUUUUGAUUACAUUACACAAAGUUGGGAUCAAACAAUACCUCAGCUUUCAUCAACGUUAUUAUCAAAUCUGUGCCUGAUGUGAAUAAACAUUUUUUCUCUCUAAAUAACACGAUUAUAAUUGCUGUAAUCAUAAAACUAUUUUUCGUGUAUCUGGAAUAUCAAACGUUCAGUACAUCGAUGGUUCUGUGCUUUUUUACACCAUGCAUCAAACAUUCCUCAAGCCUUCAGGUUCAGUUCAGUUCUCCCCCAAAUAGGGGCGAUGGGGUAGCCUAGUGGUUUAAGCAGUCGCUCGUCACGCCCGAAGAUCCGCUUUCUAUUCCCCACAUCAGUACAAGCUGGAAAAGUUUUGUGUUUUGUUGGUUUGGUUAUUUGUUUGUUUUGUUUGUUUUUUUUGUUUUGUUUUUGUUUUUCUUAUUCUAAGGGACGUGCCGAAUAAGUUUUGGGUUAUCAGCUAUUGAUUACAAAUUCUGCUUUAGAACGGUCGACGUAUUGUCAUCUCAUGGUAUAUUUCUAUUAAGCGUGACUUUCUUUCAGCAAUAAAUCAUGCUAUUUUCAACAGCUAAUGUGAAGAGUUUCAUUAAACUGACAUGCAUGGAUAUCAUCCAUUCAUUCCCAUUCCAAUCAAUGUUUCAUUGUGUAUAUAACUGAUUUGUUUUGAUACCACUACUUCAAUCUACUAUGUAAAUGUCCACGAUGGAUAAAUACGAAGAUAAUUCAAAUAAAUACUCCAGAAACAGU
This is a messenger RNA of Haliotis rubra (blacklip abalone), 3364 nucleotides long. RefSeq lists its product as uncharacterized. Gene Ontology annotation, biological process: monocarboxylic acid transport; transmembrane transport. Gene Ontology annotation, molecular function: monocarboxylic acid transmembrane transporter activity. Lineage: Eukaryota; Metazoa; Mollusca; Gastropoda; Lepetellida; Haliotidae. The record is from RefSeq and is a predicted model, not a curated record.